CGCAGUGAACGCUGAGAGCUGUUGAAGAAGCAAUUUUCCUAUAUGUACUGAGUGAAAAAUUUAAGUUUUCUUAAUAUUUGUGGUAAUUAAGCCACACACAUAAUAUAAAAACAACGCUGAAACAGUUAAAAUGAUGCUUUUUAUGCUGCUAUUCAGUCGUCAAGGAAAACUUCGACUGCAAAAAUGGUAUAUGGCUUAUCCAGACAAGACCAAAAAGAAGAUAACACGUGAACUGGUCACGACAAUAUUAGCCCGCAAGCCCAAGAUGUGCUCCUUCCUGGAGUGGAAAGACUGCAAAAUUGUCUACAAACGUUAUGCUAGCUUAUAUUUCUGCUGUGCCAUUGAGCAGAACGACAACGAGUUGCUGACUUUGGAGAUAAUCCAUCGCUAUGUCGAAUUGUUGGAUAAGUAUUUUGGCAGUGUGUGUGAAUUGGACAUCAUAUUCAAUUUUGAGAAAGCGUAUUUCAUAUUGGACGAAUUGUUGAUUGGCGGCGAAAUUCAGGAGACAUCGAAGAAGAAUGUCCUGAAGGCGAUCGCCUCACAGGAUCUGCUACAAGAGGACGAAGCUGUUGAGGGCACUUUAAGAGACAUUGGACUACUCUAAAAGAAAGCCAAAAAAUACUUAGUACAUAGUUGAUAUAAAACACACGCAAACAAGCACGCACGCCUUUUAUAGAACUCAAACACACACACACACACAAACACCUUAUACACGCAUACAUACAUAAGUACUUAGCUGCAGCAAUUUGAUGCACAACACACACACACACAACUUCACAGUGUAUGUUAAAAAAAAAAAACACACACAAAAUCUUGUUAGUGCGCAUUAAAGUUAAACUCUACAUUAAUUUGAUUUCGUAAGCAUAAACAACAAAGUGCAAUUAGUAUUUUCACAUAGCGAGGCUAAAACUUAAAAAACUAUUCAAACAUGUAGCGCAUCCAGCAGUCGGUGCGGCGGUGCGUCUAAUACAAGCAUAUGGCGCGGUGUCGUCCUCUCAUCCUUAGUAGUGAAUAAAGUUCAUGCAACAUUUACUUAACUUCUCAUAAGCGUUUAACAGUUUAAUAA
Drosophila navojoa is the source of this 1066-nucleotide messenger RNA. RefSeq names its product AP-1 complex subunit sigma-2 (gene AP-1sigma). Gene Ontology annotation, cellular component: membrane coat; AP-1 adaptor complex. The record is from RefSeq and is a predicted model, not a curated record. NCBI's taxonomy places the organism in Eukaryota, Metazoa, Arthropoda, Insecta, Diptera, Drosophilidae. Gene Ontology annotation, molecular function: clathrin-cargo adaptor activity. Gene Ontology annotation, biological process: intracellular protein transport; vesicle-mediated transport.